Messenger RNA from Penicillium odoratum, 432 nucleotides. RefSeq lists its product as uncharacterized. The record is from RefSeq and is a predicted model, not a curated record. The transcript has a single exon. Lineage: Eukaryota; Fungi; Ascomycota; Eurotiomycetes; Eurotiales; Aspergillaceae. The coding region runs from base 1 to 432 and encodes 143 amino acids.
AUGACACAAUCUAAUACCGUCCUGAUAACCGCUGGUCCUUACAAGUUCCUGGCCACAUUCGAGCCAUCCGCCCCGAAAACAAUCGAGCUCUUUCGCUCCCUGUUACCUUAUAAACAGAAGAUCAUUCAUGUGCGAUGGAGCGGAGAGGGAUUGUGGAUUCCACUAGGCGAGACUGAUUUCGGUGUUCCUUUUGAGAAUCAUACCACACACCCAUCUGCCGGUCAAAUUCUUCUAUACCCGGGCGGUUUUUCCGAAACAGAGUUCCUGUUUUGUUAUGGCGGAGUCUCUUUUGCGAGCAAAAUGGGGCCGUUGGCUGCCAAUCAUUUCUUGACUAUUUUUGAAGGGAAAGAACAUUUGCGAGCAUUGGGAGAAUUGGUGUUGUGGAAAGGAGCUCAGGAUGUUUUGUUUGAGAUGGCUGAUGAUGCUAAGUAA